AGCUUCCUCUCACUCUCUACAGUAUGUGAUCACCGGUCUGCUGCAUUACUCCACAAUGCCAUUUCUCUGUAGUUCUCCGCUCCCUCCCUCUCCCCUUCACUCUAUCUCUCUGUAAGCAGUAAUCUCCAGUCGCUCUCGCUGCCUCACAGCUUUCUGCCCUGCCACAGCACAUCUCUCUCUCCCCUCAGCUCCACUCUCUCCCCAGUGAGGAUGACAUCCCCAAAUUUGAUGAACCAGCGAAGCUCUCAUUCUGGCUGGUGGCUUCCAAGGGAGAACCCACAUGAACGGGCUUACUGGACGAGGAGGUGCCGCGUCUAAGGAGCUUCGUAGAAAAGCUGUCAGCUGUAGCAGUCUCUGAAUUAGUGACUACAUCCCACAAGUUUCUAGUUAAGACUGCCUCCUUUGGAAAAGCAUCAUUAAAAACACAAAACAGCCUGAAUUGCCGGACACAUGUCACAGGUUGAGCAGGAGAUCUCACUCGUCCAGAGGAAGAUGUCUGACCUUGAGUCAGUGCUCCAGCAGAAGGAUAUAGAGUUGAAGGCUUCAGAGACUCAGAGGACCAUCCUGGAACAGGACCUGGCAACCUACAUCACAGAAUGUAGUAGUCUAAAGCGCAGUCUGGAACAGGCCCGUAUGGAGGUGUCACAGGAGGAUGACAAAGCUCUGCAGCUCCUCCAUGACAUCAGGGAGCAGAGCAACAAGCUUCAAGAGAUCAAAGAGCAGGAAUAUCAUGCCCAGCUGGAGGAAAUGAGAGUUUCCAUAAGACAACUGGAGGAGGACCUGUCUGCUGCCCGUCGCCGUAGCGACCUGUAUGAGUCUGAGCUGAAAGAGUCUCGGCAGACCAGUGAGGAACUGAAGAGGAAGGCUGCUGACUACCAACAUAGGAUUCAGAAGGCCAAAGAGCAGAGCAAGGCAGAUGCAGAGGAGCAGAUAUGCAAGUUGGAGAAGACCAGUGCUGAGCAGCAGACCAAGAUCCAGGAUCUUCAAGAGAAGCUUGCCAAGUCUUCAAAGGCCACUGCUGAGGCUACAGACCUCCUUCAGACUAUGAGAUUGGCCAAAGAGCGCAUGGAGCGAGAUCUGGAGAGGCUACAGAACAAGGAAGACUCCAGUGACAGCCUGCGUAGACGCCUCCGUGAGACUGAGGAUGGUAGGAAGACCCUGGAGAACCAGGUGAAGAGGCUGGAGAUUGUCGAGCGCCGGGAGACAAAACUGAAGGAUGAGAUCCAGGGCAAGGCCCAGCAGAUACAGCAGAUGGCAGAUAAGAUUCUGGGCCUGGAGGAGAAUCUGCGAGAGACCCAAGCCACAGUCCAGCGACUGGAGACUCAUCUGAAACAGAAGGAGAAGCUCUAUGAAGAUAAGAUAAAGGUGUUGGAGGCCCAGAUGAAGGCGGACAUGGCUGAUAAGGAGAUGCUGGAGUCCAGUCAGAGCAAAUAUGAGGAGGAGGUGCGGGAGAAGUGCAGCAUCAUCAGUGAACAGAAGGCGACCAUAAAUGCUAUGGACUCCAAGAUGAACAGCCUGGAGCAGAGGAUCGCUGAGCUGUCUGAGGCCAACAAACUGGCAGCCAACAGCAGUAUCUACACCCAGAAAAACAUGAAAGCCCAGGAGGAGAUGAUUUCAGAGCUUCGCCAACAGAAGUUCUACUUGGAGUCUCAGGCUGGAAAGUUGGAGGCCCAGAAUGCCAAACUGGAGGAGCAUCUCGAGAAAAUGACUCAGCAGGAGCAAAGCAAUAAGAGUCGUGUAUUGGAGCAGGAAACUAGGCUCCGAGAGAUUGGGCUGCAACAUGAGGAAGAGAAGCUGGAGAUUAAGCGUCAGGUGACAGAUCUGACCCUCUCGCUGCAGGAGCGCGAAUCUCAGAUCAGCAAUCUGCAGGCAGCUCGCCACGCACUAGAGAGCCAACUACAGCAGGCCAAGACUGAGCUGGAGGAGACCACUGCAGAGGCAGAGGAGGAGAUCACUGUGCUCAGAGCACACAGAGAUGAGAUACAACGCAAGUUUGAUGCUCUGAGAGACAGCUGUGCGGUGAUCACAGAUUUGGAGGAACAGCUGACCACACUGACUCAGGAGAAUGCCGAGCUGAACCGCCAGAACUUCUACCUGUCCAAGCAGCUGGAUGAGGCUUCUGAUGAGAGAGAGGACCGGCUGCACCUCAGCCAGGAUGUGGACAGGCUGCGUCGAGAGGUGGCCGACCGCGAAAUGCACCUUAACAACCAGAAACAGAACCUGGAGACACUGAAGACCACGUGCACCAUGCUGGAGGAGCAGGUUCUGGAGCUGGAGACCCUGAACGAUGAGCUGCUGGAGAAGGAGAGACAGUGGGAAGCCUGGAGGGCAACACUGGAGGAGGAAAAGAACCAGGCUGAGAGGAGGACCAGGGACAUCCAGAGACUGCUGGACACAGAGAAACAGAACAGGCUUCGUUCAGAGCAGCGCAGCUCAGAGUCUCGCCAGGCUGUGGAGCAGGCAGUUAAGGAGCACAAAGCUGAAAUCCUGGCCCUGCAGCAGGCCCUUAAAGACCAGAAACUCAAAGCUGAGAGCCUUGCCGACACUUUGAAUGAUCUGGAGAAGAAGCAUGCCAUGCUGGAGAUGAACGCCCGCAGUUUGCAGCAAAAGCUGGAGAGUGAGAGGGAUCUGAAGCAGAGGCUGCUGGAGGAGCAAGAGAAACUGCAGCAGCAGAUGGAUGCCCAGAAGACGCACAUCUUCCGUCUGACCCAGGGGCUGCAGGACGCUCUGGACCAGACUGACUUGCUGAAGACUGAAAGGACUGACCUGGAAUACCAGCUGGAGAACAUCCAGGCUGUGUACUCCCAUGAGAAGGUGAAAAUGGAGGGGACCAUCACUCAGCAGACCAAGCUCAUCGACUUCCUCCAGUCCCAGGCCCAUGGUGGCUCCAAGAAGAAAAAGAAUGCCGCCUAUGGACUGGUGUUGAAAAUUAGCACGUCAAUGAAUGUACCUGACACAGUAGGACGUACUGGACCUACCUGCCCUCACUGUGUUCCCUGGCUGUAUUCAGAGUUUAGCCGUCGUUUGAAGGACAGUCAGAGAGACAGAGAGAGGGAGAGAGAGAGGGUGGUGCACCACAACACCGCUCACCGCUUCACAGUGGGACUCAACAUGAGAGCUGCCAAGUGUACUGUGUGCCUGGAUACUGUGCACUUUGGUCGCCAAGCUGCUACCUGUCUCGAAUGUCACGCUUUGUGCCACCCAAAAUGCUCCCCCUGCCUUCCAGCGACAUGUGGUAUGUCCAGCGACUGCUCCCUGCAUCUGCCUGAGGGCCUGCUGCGGGACAAAGGCACCUCCCCAGGCCAACAGCUCAAAGAGGCCAGCGGACACAUGCAUCUGGAGGGUUGGAUGAAACAGCCCAGGAACGGGAAGCGAGGCCAGGGCUGGGAGAGAAAAUACAUGGUGCUGGAUGGGACUAAAGUGUCAAUCUACGAGAUAGAGCCCAGAGAAGAUUCAGUGAAACCACUGGAAGAGUUUGACCUGUGUUUGUCAGAUGGAGAGGUGAUUGUUCAUGGAGCUGUGGGGGCAUCUGAGCUACCCAACACUGCCAAGUCAGAUGUUCCCUACGUCCUGAAGCUGGAGUCCCGUUGUCACGCCCCCUGCUGGCCUGGACAGUCACUUUACUUCAUGGCUCCCAGUUUCCCAGACAAACAGCGCUGGGUGGCUGUCAUGGAGUCUGUGGUGGCCGGGGGGCGAGCCUCACGGGAGAAAGCCGAGGCCGACGCAGCUGCUGUGUCCAAAAGACAAAUGGUUCUGUCUCCUCUGGUCCAGAAGCUGCUAGGAAACUCUCUCCUAAAGCUGGAGGGAGACGAUAGGCUGGAUAUUAACUGCACCCUCCCACUCACCGAUCAGAUAGUUCUGGUGGGCUCAGAGGAGGGUCUGUACGCUCUGAACGUUAUCAAGAACUCUCUGACUCACAUCCCUGGUCUGGGAUCAGUCUUUCAGAUCCACAUCAUCAAAGAGCAGGAGAAACUGCUGAUGAUUGUUGGGGACGAGAGGGCGUUGUGUCUGGUGGAGAUUAAGAGAGUGAAGCAGUCUCUGGCCCAGUCCCACCUGCCCAGCCAGUCUGAACUGGCUCCCUACAUCUUUGAGACGGUGAAGGGCUGCCAUCUGUUUGCUGCUGGGAGAAUAGACAACGGACCUUGUAUAUGUGCUGCUAUGCCUAACAAGAUAACCAUUCUGCGCUACAACGACAAUCUCAACAAAUACUGCAUUCGUAAGGAAAUUGAAACACUGGAGCCGUGCAGCUGCAUCCACCUGACCAGCUAUAGCAUCAUCAUCGGCACCAACAAGUUCUAUGAGAUUGAGAUGAAGCAGUUUGUGCUCGAAGAAUUCCUGGACAAGAACGACGUGUCACUCGCCUCAGCAGUGUUUGCAGCUUCGUCCCACAGCUUUCCCAUCGCCAUCAUGCAGGUGGCCAGCAGUAUGCAGAAGGAGGAGUACCUGCUGUGUUUUCAUGAGUUUGGAGUGUUCGUGGACACGUACGGACGAAGAAGCCGCACUGAGGACAUUAAGUGGAGCCGUCUGCCUCUGUCCUUUGCCUACAGAGAGCCCUACCUGUUCGCCACCUACUUCAACUCUCUGGAUGUCAUCGAGGUCCAGGGACAUUCUUCUCUGGGGCCCACAGUGCUGGCUCACCUGGACAUCCCCAACCCUCGCUACCUGGGCCCUGCCAUCUCCUCCGGGGCCAUUUACCUGGCCUCCUCGUACCAGAACAAACUGCGGGUCAUCUGCUGUAAGGGAAGUCUGAUCCGAGAGUCAGGAGAGCUGCAGAGGACCGGCUCCAGCAGAGGUCCCAGUAAGCGAGGCCCACCCACCUACACAGAGCACAUCACAAAGCGUUUGACCUCGGGCCCUGGCAGCCAUGACGGCCUGCAUCGGGAGCCCAGCACUCCACACCGUUACCGGGAGGGCCGCACCGAGUUCAGACGGGACAAGUCUCCAGCCCGACCGCUGGACAGGGAGAAGUCUCCCGGCAGGGUGCUCGACAGUCGUAGAGAGAGGUCACCUGGGAGAUUCGGAGACAGCAGCCGACUUCACGCUGGGUCUGUCCGAACACAGCUCGCCCCUGUUAACAAGGUGUGGGAUCAGUCAUCGGUGUGAAUGCAGUUCCACGCUGCUCCUGACUGGAGGUUGAAGAGAAACUAUGGGCACCCUUUGAUCCACUCUGAGUGCAAGCACACACACAUGCACACAAACACACAUCGCUCAGGCUGAACAUCAGCCCCAUCGCCUGUACAUAGUGCAGUCACAGUUCCUCGUUCCACAAGACAUAAGCCUGCACUGGGAGACGUCUCCUGCGACAAUCCUGUCUUUUCUGACCCGUGUUUUCAUGGGAGAAAUCCCGCAGUAGAUUAGGUGGCAGGGCACCUCCGCUGAUCUACAAACCAAGAGAAUCUACUUUAUGAUAUGUACUCAAAGUUGUAAAUAUUGCUGUCUGAGUUUUUAUAGAUAAAGGGAAUAGUCGGCUGGUAAAGCCAUGUCUAUUUUUUUUAAAAAUGAGUUUCUAAAGAUGUUGCAGGGAGAUUAAUGAUGUCGUUGGUUACGAAAUACAAUAUCAACAUUUCAUUAGAAUCUGAAGUAUCAUGUUAGGUUUUUUCUCCGUUCAGAGAAUCAAACCGACAUUUAAUUACUCACAUAAAUCAUGAGAGAGAGAGAUCUGAGGAGGCAACACUUUGCACACGAGAUUGGAUUUGAACAGGAGUUAAGAGCUUGUUCUUGUUACAUGACCAGUCUUCUUUCUUUGGAUCAAAUGUAUGGUCCUCUUGACUCAAUAGCCUUUGAUAUAUAAUUGCAUAUGAUUGCUUUAUUGACAGUCGUCCAGCCAUACUUUGUAAACGAUUAUUAAGCAAUGUUUUGCUCCAAGUGUUCCUUGUGUUGUUUUUAGCAAACCUAAGAUCAAGAAACACGCAGCUCUGCCUCUGCUGCCGGACGUGGUGCAGUUAGGCCGGCUGAUGCUGCCUCAGUUUGCUCUUAGUCCGCUGCUGCUGCUGCUGCUGCUGCUGAGUAUGGUACAGAUGUCCUGUUUCUGUGCAGUGAUAUGAAGUCUAGUAAUUGUCAGGGGUCGUCACUUUCUAGUAUCGUUUCUUUAGAGCCAGUAAGACCACUUCCAUUUGUCACAUCAGUGAGCAUGACUAACUUAGAGCAGCACUUGUUGCUUUUUGAUCUUGAUUCUCUCUUGGUUGUUUUUUUCUGUCACGUAUUCACUUGACUUUGCAUUCAAAAAGUAGACGUUGAUGUUAAGACAGUAACUUAAGAUUUUCUUGAUUUUUAGAGAUGUAUACCAGUACAUGCAUUAAACAUGAUUGAAGUGUU
This is a messenger RNA of Epinephelus lanceolatus (giant grouper), 6315 nucleotides long. The record is from RefSeq and is a predicted model, not a curated record. NCBI's taxonomy places the organism in Eukaryota, Metazoa, Chordata, Actinopteri, Perciformes, Serranidae.